AUGAACAGCCAUCACUAUGCUCAACACGCAUACAACAGCGCUCCCUCAUACGGUGCACAGCAGGGAUACUCAGCAUACAAUCAGCAAGCUGGUCACCCACAUCCUAGCAGCGCCACCUCGCACUAUGGCCAGCAGCAACAGCAACAGCACCAUUCCCAGCAACAUGCUGGCCAUGCAGGUCACGCGCUCUACGGUCAGCCCACUCACCAUUCCCAAUCCUCAGCUCCGAUGCAUUACAGCAGCUAUACCGGCACAACCAAUUCUGCCACAUCGGCCGGCUCAGUGCCGUAUGCGCAUCACGCUGAGAUCAAUCAGCACCACGCGAUGAGCCACCCCCACCAUGCUCAGCAAGCUCAGCAUUACUCUGCUCAUUACGAGCAUCAGCCAGCCGGCAGCUCCCACCAGCACUUUCAUCAUAUGGCAGGCGUCAGCGGUAUGCCUGCGCCUAGCUCAGCAGCUCAAGCUGGUCCAAAGCCCAAAAGACGGCAGGUCAAGAACGCUUGUGUUAAUUGCCAAAAGGCUUGCAAGAAAUGCGACGAAGGUCGACCUUGCUCACGUUGCGUCAAGUACGGUUUGACCGACAGUUGCCAGGACUCUUCGCGCAAGGAGCGCAAGCGCGGCAUCAAACGCGGACCGUACAAAAGACGCGCGAACGGAUCAUCGGAGCAAUCUGGUGGCCAUCACCAAUCACGCAGCACGGACAGCUCUAGCGGCAACGGCCGUGGUAACAACGACAUGUCCAGAGGCAGCUCAGACAGCCAGCACGGCGCUGAAAUGUCCAGCAGGGCCUUGGAUCCCAGCACUAGCUACAUGUCCAAUUCCGCCUACCCAGAUUCAGCACCUGGCACCAUCUACCGCGGAGCGAGUCAGCUCCCACAAUCGUCUAUGAACGCCCCAUCGACGUACGACAAUUCACCAAGCCCGCACAUGUAUGCGCGAGAAGCCCGGUUGCAACUGCCCUCGAGCGUCUACGAUCGUCGCACAGGUGUCGAGUCCCACGACAGCACCGCUACGGCGCACGCUCAUCAGCACGACCGAAGCACCUCCACUCCCAUCGGUGCCAUUGGCCGAGCCACGGGCUCGAGUCCAUUGAUGCACGCAAGCGGUGCACAGGGACACUUGCCCUCGUUGAGCUCGAGCGCAAGCUCCCUGGCGUACGGUGUCGCUCACCGGCCCCAGCUAUCCAGCGCCUCGUCCAACGGCUCAGGCUCGCUCUUCUCGCCGCCCACACUCUCGAACAUUGCUGGCCUCGGGGGCGGGGCGUCCCAAAUUUCGCCUCGUCUACAAAACACCUCCGAGUAUGUGCAUCAUCCACCUCCUUCGACCAUGGCAAUGUCUGCGACGGGCAGUGCUUUCAUGAACUCGGCGUCAUCAAGCAUCAGCUCGCAAUUUCCUCUCCAGCUCCCUCAACGUGCCAAAUGGUUCGAAGAAAGCAACCCUCAGCAGUCGCACUAUCCUGCCUCAACCACGUCCAGCCUUGGCAAUGUGACGUCGUUCGAAUUGGCACCUAUCAAGCCACGUAGCUACCUCGGAGCUGCUUAG
Messenger RNA from Ceraceosorus bombacis, 1542 nucleotides. The record is from the annotation of a GenBank genome assembly. NCBI's taxonomy places the organism in Eukaryota, Fungi, Basidiomycota, Exobasidiomycetes, Ceraceosorales, Ceraceosoraceae.